Cladophialophora bantiana CBS 173.52 is the source of this 1335-nucleotide messenger RNA. RefSeq lists its product as uncharacterized. The record is from RefSeq and is a predicted model, not a curated record. Gene Ontology annotation, molecular function: FAD binding; acyl-CoA oxidase activity; fatty acid binding. The coding region runs from base 1 to 1335 and encodes 444 amino acids. The transcript has 4 exons. Gene Ontology annotation, biological process: fatty acid beta-oxidation using acyl-CoA oxidase; lipid homeostasis. Gene Ontology annotation, cellular component: peroxisome. Lineage: Eukaryota; Fungi; Ascomycota; Eurotiomycetes; Chaetothyriales; Herpotrichiellaceae.
AUGGCUCGCUUGAUUAUCAAGGAAAAGGACUACGGCAAUCAUCUGUUCCUGGUUCAAUUACGCAACCUUGAUUCCCAGGAGCUUAUGCCUGGUUGUGAGAUUUACGAGCUCGGCCCGAAGGCAUUCCAGGGUAUGCUGGGAACAGAUAACGGUGCACUUAGGUUUCCCAAUGUCCGCAUUCCUCGAAACCAAAUGCUGGCUAGAAACGUACAAGUUCUCAGAGACGGUACUUAUGUCCCGCCCAAGAAUCUCAAGCACUCAUACCGUUCAAUGGUGACGGUCCGCGCUCUAAUGGCAGAGAUCACGGGCUGGGACCUGCUAAAAGCCGUGGCUGUUGCUUAUCAUUACACCACCUUUCGAAAGCAAUUCUCGAGGAGCGGAAAUGACCAGGAAGCUCCGGCGUUCAAUUAUGCGAGUGUGCGAUAUCGACUGCUUCCACUCCUCGCCAAGGCAACUGCGCUUGUUGUCGUUGGUCAAGCCAUCAAACGCGCAUAUGAUGAAUAUACUGCAAAAUACCUUCGGACUGACAAAAUAUCUCAAUUGGAAGAUCUCCACCUUCAAACUGUUGGUGCUAAAGACUAUUCAACUGAGAUUACCGGAUAUGGCGUUGAAACUUGCCGAAUUGCAUGCGGCGGUCAUGGUUACAGUGCCCUCUCAGGGUUUGGCAGGAUCGGGACCGAAUCAUCUCUUCCCUCGUUCUCCUACCUUUCCGUUCUGCGCGACGCCACUUCGCCACAGCCACUGUGUAUCAGAUCACCUUCAGACUUGCUAAUGCGUGAUGCGCAGAGUUUUAUACUCGAACAGCAGGUGGCCAUCCUUGUACAGCAGCACAUGGAAGACACGAAGGCAGGUCGGGAUACCAGCUAUGCUUGUCAUGCACUGACAAUGGCACACGGAGACUUCAUAUAUUGGAAAGGAUUUUGGGAAGCUGUUGACAACAUACCCAGUGGCGAGCUCUACAAAGAGUCUAUGGUAGUAUUGGCGCAACUCUUCUCCCUCUCCAUCAUGACCUCGGCUCAUAUCGUGCAAUGUCCACUUCUCACAUUGACAGCUGCUCACCGUGCCUCGUUACGCUUGGCGUACGACGCGGUUAUUGUUGAAGUAGCAGAAAAACACGCACAGAAUGUCAUCAACGCGUAUGGCUUCACAGAAUUUGAGCUCGACAGCGCACUAGCGAGAAGCGACCAGUCCCCGUACGAAGCCCUUCUAGAUGGUGCCCAGAAGAGUGAGAUGAACCACAUGCAACAUCUGUGGCUCAUGAUGGUGGACACACGUAAGAUGUGGAAGCAGGCUCAACGGGACAUACAGAAAGAUGGAGUCAAAUCAAAGCUAUAA